AUGGGUAGAUUUCUAAGCAGUGAUGAGUGUUGCCAUUUAUAUGCUUUAUCAUAUUGUAGGACGCAGAAGAAAAGAAACUCAAUGGAUACAACCCGCUUAAAAACAGCAGCAAGAAGGGAAUCAUCGGGAUAUACCAGGGAAUCCUCGUCUAAAAAUAGAUACGACGAGAUUACAAUUUAUGACCUGCCUGAUUCGUUGCUCCUGUAUAUAUUUUCCUUUUUGGAACCAGCAAAUGUCUUGACUGUGAUUUCCACUUGCAAAUGGUUUUAUGAAAUAGGAAAUGAUGAAUGUUUGUGGAGGAAUCUUACAUUCAGAGAAUGGGGUCCCGAAUGCACUAAGGCGCCAUUUGUAAAUACAUGGCUUGAAGAGUAUAAGCAUCUUCACUGUCAUGCUCCUGUGAUGUUAUCAGAAGAAUUGUGUGAACAUUCUGAUGAAAUUUUCCAUAUUUCAUUUUCUCAUAAUGGCAAGUUGUUUACUACAACUGGUAAAGACGGUUCAGUGAAGGUAUGGGAAAUUGGUUGCCCAACUAAGCUAAAGUAUACUUACAACCUUACACAAGACGCUGGAUGGAAUUAUACGCGGUAUUCAGCAUUUAAUAAAGAUGAUACUAAUCUACUGGUCUCUGGUUUGAGAUUUCAUUGUGGCUGGGUGGCUUGGUUCUCCUUAGUCGACGGCUUUACUUUGACCUGGACUGACGUCAUGACACCCCAAGGAAUGAGAGGGGCGUGGCUAUCCAACCAUCGUCUGCUGUAUGGUCUUCAAUCAGAAACGGAGGAAGCUGUAGAUCUGUGUGUUGAAUGGGAAGGUGCAAAUGGAAGUCACACUGAAGAUGGAGAGCCCCAACAUAUCCAGGAAAUUAGUUUUGAUGUUACUAUCAGGAUACAGUUUCUGAAUGUUGUGAGAAGGAAACAUAUGAUGGCGAGCGAUUCCCUCUUUAAUUCGGUGAACAAUGAUUACCAUAAUACUAAUGACUCACAAAACAGAAACCAAAUGAACAAUGACUAUUACUUGUCUAAACAAGAGAAUGGCUAUACUCUAGUAUUUGCUACUGGAUACUGUGAUGCUCUCAAUCAAAUCGGGAUAAAGUACAUCUCAAAAUCUAAAUUACGUUCUGUGAUACGUCAAGGCAAUAACGAUAGUAAUAACCGAAGACAAGGGGAGGUGAUUCGAGGACGUCCAUCGAUUAAAAGGAAACAAAAUGCUCAUUGUGAUUAUUUGAUAGAUCUGCAUGGUCAAAUCCUCGGAAUGAGAGUCAGCAUGAAUAGCAGAUAUCUUGUGGUGAAUAUGAGACGAUGGAUAGAGGAGCCAGAUGGAUCAGAUCCUUACGAGAGGCCGGAACUCUCAAAGAACAUGGAAAUACGCUUGGUUGAUCUGUUCUCAUUGAAGGUAGACCAGAUGGUAUAUACUGGACACAAAGCAGUGUCUGAUACAGACAGUUUCUGUUUCUGUUUUGGUGAUGCUAAUAAAGAUUUCGUUGUUUGUGGAAGUGAAAGUUAUCAGGCCUUUAUCUGGGACAGACAUUCUGGAGUUUUAUUAUCAACAUUAGAUCACCUAAUGGCUGGAGUUAGUGCCGCAGCAAUCAACCCUGUAGAUCAAGAGUUUGUAGUCUCGGUUGGUGAUGAUCAAGUCGUACGAGUUUGGCGAUCAAGAGUUAAACAGAAACAAUACUUAAAACAGUGUGCGACACUCGAUAUCGAUGCUGGUGAUAUGGAGUAUAAUAAGCCAAGUGAUCAAGACUAUUCCACCAGAUUGUGA
This is a messenger RNA of Lottia gigantea (owl limpet), 1755 nucleotides long. RefSeq lists its product as hypothetical. Gene Ontology annotation, molecular function: protein binding. NCBI's taxonomy places the organism in Eukaryota, Metazoa, Mollusca, Gastropoda, Lottiidae. Bases 1 to 1755 code for a protein of 584 amino acids. The record is from RefSeq and is a predicted model, not a curated record. Gene Ontology annotation, cellular component: Cul4-RING E3 ubiquitin ligase complex; SCF ubiquitin ligase complex. The transcript has 7 exons. Gene Ontology annotation, biological process: protein ubiquitination.